AUUCGGUCUUAGAAAAAGCCCUGUUACCGGUAUUUGACCCCGCUCAAAAUACUUCUUUACCCCAAGAAGUUAAUUUAUCACAAUUUAUUUUAGUUGCUACAAGCAGCAGCAAAGAAGUAGGAAAAAUACCCAGUCCAUUUAUGUCGCG
Messenger RNA from Ambispora leptoticha, 148 nucleotides. Lineage: Eukaryota; Fungi; Glomeromycota; Glomeromycetes; Archaeosporales; Ambisporaceae. The record is from the annotation of a GenBank genome assembly.